AUGGACUGCUCCUUCCAGGACCGCCACCACCAGGUGCCCACCGUCAGCGUCCUCCCCACCUUCACCGCCUCCUACGCCCAGCCGCAGCCGCAGCCGGCGGUGGCGCCCGGCUUCGACUGCCUCAGCGAGGUCUACGGCGCCGCCGCGGCGUUCGGCGGGCCCAAUGCCGGCGACUACGGCGGCGAGAUGGGGUUCCUUGACGUCGUCGAGCCCAAGACGGCGGCGGCGCUGGUGGACGGCGGCGGCGGCGGCGCCACCGCGGGCCUCGGGGUCUGCAAGGUGGAGCCCGGCCUGGCGGAGAGCGGCGGCGCGUUCGGCCCUGGCCCCGGCGUCGCGCGCCGCCGCCGGCUCCGGCGUCCAAGAAGAAGAGGGUCGAGGGAUGCCGUCCAAGAACCUGAUGGCCGAGCGCCGCCGCCGCAAGCGCCUCAACGACCGCCUCUCCAUGCUGCGCUCCGUCGUGCCCAAGAUCAGCAAGGUGAGAAGGCCAAAAAAAAUCUCUCCUUUUCUUGGUUCUUGUCCUCCUCGGCCAAGAAAGGACAUUUGCAUCAACAGCAAACAAAUAAUCUAUCUAUCUAUCUAUGGCGGCUGGGCUGA
Messenger RNA from Miscanthus lutarioriparius, 594 nucleotides. NCBI's taxonomy places the organism in Eukaryota, Viridiplantae, Streptophyta, Magnoliopsida, Poales, Poaceae. The record is from the annotation of a GenBank genome assembly.